Messenger RNA from Aspergillus fijiensis CBS 313.89, 429 nucleotides. RefSeq lists its product as uncharacterized. The transcript has a single exon. The record is from RefSeq and is a predicted model, not a curated record. NCBI's taxonomy places the organism in Eukaryota, Fungi, Ascomycota, Eurotiomycetes, Eurotiales, Aspergillaceae. The coding region runs from base 63 to 314 and encodes 83 amino acids.
UUAGUAUUCUACAUGGUGAGCUGAGGAACACUUCCACUCCAGGCCCGUACUACGUGGAAUUGAUGAAAGGGUCUUAUCUCUUCUUGUUCCUGUACUCAGUAGUUUAUCAUACGAUAUUUAUGACAUCCACAUUCCACAUUGUUUUUGCCAAACAUGCAAACCUACCAAGUCCAUCAGCUGAACACCGUAAUUUUCAACUAUAUACUUCACCACCAUCACCACCACCCAAAACCUCCCAUCACCCAUCAAACUUUUCCGCCUCUGAAAAACAAUAUGCCUUAGCCAUCACACUACUCCGUACCUUAGACCCAUAAACACCACAGACCGACCCACCUUUUCCAGAAAACCCCAGCUCCAACCCACCAAACGCGAUACAUCACAUCCCUCCACGCGCAACCCCCAGCCCUGAGCCGACAUAUCAACCUACCC